ACUUUUCAGCGUAGUGGUAAAGUUGUUAUUUGCAUCGCACGCACGACUCAAAGCGCGCACACGUACGCCUGCCAUUUGUGUGUGUGUGUGUGGGGGAGAGGUUAAAGAUGGUCAGAAAGUGGUCAAGCUAAUAUCGGCAGGCUGAUUUUUCUUUCUCAGGAAACAGGGAAGGAGAGCGGAUAACUGCGACAGACAACGCCGGUAACUAUCGGUGAAGACGCAGAGCAGUUAGCUUCAACCUUUCUGGCUGGCUGUUGCGCUACGAGACUGCGUCUGGCAGAAAGCCUAGCGUGAACAUCGAAAUGUGGGAACAGGAGGAAUUUGCAAAACACUGGAGGAAUGAGUUUCCCGACGGAGAAGUACCUCAAAUGCACUUGAACUCUGUGGAUGACAUCGAGUCGGAGCUGGAGACGUGCAAAUCCAACCUGAAGAGUCUUCAGAAGGCUCUGGCGGAGGAGAAAUUCAAGGUGAUCUACCUGCAGACCACCGUGGCUCGACGGAAACGAAACGACCCCGAAAGGUUUGAAGGCAAAGAUGAAAACUGCAAUGCAGACACGUUUGCCCUCUCUAACACGGAGAAUAUUAGGAAGCCGCUGCGGCGGGACGACGAGGGCGACGGGGUGAGGACCAAGGUGUGUGACUCCGGAGGCGCUAAGCUCCACGCGGCAGGUAAAACGGCGGGGGUCACCAGCUCCUUCGGGCGGCAACGGGGCCGGUUCAGCGGCAAGACAGGUAAGCCCGUCCCCAUCCCUGUCCCGCCACAGAAGCCCAGCUUCCAGAGAGGGAGCACGGCCCCUACCACCGUCUCUCGACCGAACGAUAACCAGGAGAGCAGCGACAGAGAAUACGAGGAUGCGGAGCUGAAUGAGAACUUCGUCAGGAAUAACCUGUUGGCACCAAAGACCGGCGGCAGGGACGGCCAGAGGACCAACCGGGACACCCGGCGGCCUUUCCGACACAGUAGGGACUUCGACUCCGGCGACGACGGCAGACUGUCCCCGUCCUUCCCACACAUUCACCGCAGAGCCUCGCGCGGCUCCGGAUGCAGCACCCCUGACAGGAGGAGUGAUGGGUACCUGAGCUCCGACCACGAAGACUCCUCUUCUGCAGAUUUUAACUACAACACAGAUGGCUAUGAGGCGGACGGGGCGGAGGACGGCAAGUCUCAGGAUGGUUCGGAGACGCUGCCCUACAUAGAUGAAUCGCCCACCAUGUCGCCCCAGCUGUGUGCUCCCCAAGGGCCCGAUGGAGGAACGGUCUCCCCCACACCACCUGAGGGUCUGCUGCCUGGGGGAGACAUAGAGAAAGGGCUGGAAAUGAAGAAACUGGUGCUGUCUGGUUUCUUGGCCAGUGAGGAGAUCUACAUUAACCAGCUGGAGGCUCUGCUACUGCCCAUGCGUCCUCUGAAAGCCACAGCCACAACCUCCCAGCCAGUGCUGACCAUCCAGCAGAUAGAGACGAUUUUCUACAAAAUCCAGGACAUCUUUGAGAUCCACAAGGAGUUCUACGACGCUCUCUUACCCAACAUCCAGCAGUGGGACGAAAAGGUCACUGUGGGACAUAUGUUCCAGAAGCUGGCCAGCCAGCUGGGUGUGUACAAGGCCUUUGUGGACAACUAUAAGGUGGCGCUAGAGACGGCAGAGAAAUGCAGCCAAGCCAACAGCCAAUUCCAGAAGAUAUCUGAGAACCUCAAAGUAAAAGGUCCUAAAGACUCCAAAGAUUGUACCACAACUAUUUCAAUGGAGGCUCUCCUUUACAAGCCAAUUGACCGUGUCACCAGAAGCACCCUGGUCCUUCACGACUUGCUGAAACAUACUCCCAAGGACCACCCGGACUUCCCGCUUCUGCAGGACGCUCUGCGGAUAUCUCAGAACUUCCUCUCUUCGAUCAAUGAGGAGAUCGACCCUCGCAGGACUGCUGUCACCACACCCAAGGGAGAGGCUCGUCAGCUGGUGAAGGAUGGCUUCCUGGUGGAGGUGUCCGAAAGCUCCCGGAAACUAAGGCACGUCUUCCUCUUCACCGAUCUGCUGCUCUGUGCCAAGAUGAAGAAGACAGCUGUGGGUCGUCACCAGCAGUAUGAGUGCAAGUGGUACAUCCCUCUGGCAGACUUGACUUUCCAGACCCUGGAUGACUCCGAUUCUUGCCCCAGCAUCCAAGUCCUGCCUGAGCAUGAGCUCGAGGAGAUGAAGAUCAAGAUCUCUGUCUUAAAGAAUGAGAUACAGAAAGAGAAGAAAGCACCGAAGGGACAAAGCCGCGUGGAGCGUCUGAGGAAGAAGAUGAAUGAGCAGGAGUCAUGGCUGCUCACGCAUUCCCCCACCAUCCCCUUCCGCAUCCACAACAAACACGGAAAGAGCUACCUGUUUCUCCUCUCCUCUGACUAUGAGAGGUCAGAGUGGAGGGAGAGCAUCCAGAAACUCCAGAAGAAAGAUCUCCAAGCAUGUGUAUUAAGUUCUGUGGAGCUCCAGGUCCUGACCAGCUCCUGUUUCAAACUCCGGACCGUCCACAACAUUCCUGUCACCAGCAACAAAGAUGAUGAGGAGACUCCUGGCCUGUACGGCUUUCUGCAUGUAAUCGUCCACUCUGCCAAAGGAUUCAAAGAGUCAGCCAAUCUAUACUGCACCCUUGAAGUGGACUCAUAUGGAUACUUUGUCAGCAAGGCCAAGACCCGAGUCUUCAGAGACACCACAGAGCCACAGUGGAACGAAGAGUUUGAAAUUGAGUUGGAGGGCUCCCAGCACCUGCGGAUCCUGUGUUACGAGAAGUGUUACGACAAAAGCAUGCUUAACAAGGACGACAACGAAAUUGUGGACAAGAUCAUGGGCAAAGGGCAGGUCCAGCUGGAUCCUCAGACAGUGCAGUCCAAGAACUGGCACAUGGACGUCAUAGAGAUGAACGGGAUCAAAGUGGAAUUCUCAAUGAAGUUUACGAGUCGCGACCUUAGCUUGAAGAGAACGCCGUCCAAAAAACAGAGUGGGGUGUUUGGAGUCAAAAUCAACGUGGUGACAAAGCGCGAACGCUCCAAGGUGCCUUACAUAGUCCGUCAGUGCAUUGAGGAGGUGGAGAAGAGGGGGAUUGACGAAGUAGGAAUCUACAGGAUCUCAGGGGUGGCCACUGAUAUCCAGGCCCUCAAAGCAGCGUUUGACACCAAUACCAAAGAUAUCCUGGUGAUGCUAAGUGACAUGGACAUUAACGCCAUCGCGGGGACGCUUAAGCUGUACUUCAGGGAGCUGCCGGAGCCUCUACUCACCGACCGCCUCUACCCCGCCUUCAUGGAGGGCAUAGCGCUCUCAGACCCAGCAGCCAAGGAGAACUGCAUGAUGCACCUCCUGCGCACCCUGCCGGACCCCAACCUCAUGACCUUCCUUACUCUGCUGGAGCACCUCAAACGGGUGGCUGAGAAGGAGCCCAUCAACAAGAUGUCCCUCCAUAACCUGGCCACCGUGUUUGGCCCCACUCUGCUCAGGCCCUCAGAGUCAGAGAACACAAAGGGACAGCAUAUCACCUCCGCCUCCGACAUCUGGUCACAUGACGUCAUGGCACAGCAGCUGGUGGUCGGACAGCUGCAGGUACCUGUUCAGCCCCAAAACUUCCAGAGCAGCAGGUGGAACAACCUGAAGGAGGUCUACUCUCAGUUUCUCAAGAUUUUUAACUAA
This is a messenger RNA of Xiphias gladius (swordfish), 3653 nucleotides long. RefSeq names its product ABR activator of RhoGEF and GTPase (gene abr). Gene Ontology annotation, biological process: positive regulation of GTPase activity; protein phosphorylation; intracellular signal transduction. The transcript is spliced from 24 exons. The record is from RefSeq and is a predicted model, not a curated record. Gene Ontology annotation, cellular component: membrane. Gene Ontology annotation, molecular function: protein serine/threonine kinase activity; GTPase activator activity; guanyl-nucleotide exchange factor activity. Bases 303 to 3653 code for a protein of 1116 amino acids. Lineage: Eukaryota; Metazoa; Chordata; Actinopteri; Istiophoriformes; Xiphiidae.